Messenger RNA from Orbicella faveolata, 1380 nucleotides. RefSeq lists its product as uncharacterized. Lineage: Eukaryota; Metazoa; Cnidaria; Anthozoa; Scleractinia; Merulinidae. The record is from RefSeq and is a predicted model, not a curated record.
AACUGUGAUGAUCAAUCAUGUCUUCAUUUCUGACACUGUUAUUUGAUUGUUUGAUUAGUGAAGAUGAAGAAGAGGAUUUCUCAAAAGGAGCUGAAGAUUUUGUUGAAGCAGUUAAAAAAAGGAGAACGCAGAGACAGAGUGAUAAUGUUUCAGAAUCUUCCCUGGGAAUUGAAUCUCUGAUCAUUGGGGCUGCGACAUUUGAACGCUCAUACAGUAUAACACGUCACAGGCCAUCAGAGAAGGUUAUACAGCUUAACUUAUUAGGAGUCAGGAGAAGGUGUCGGAAAUCUGGAGUUGGGAAGUUCCUUCUUGAAACUCUAAAAGAUCCAACUAUCAUUGGUUCCUAUGAUACAAUAGCCGCAUAUGCUGAUAAUGAUGCUGUGGAUUUCUUCAAGAGAAAUGGCUUCACUGAUGAUGUUGUUCUCUGCAGCAGAUUUAGUGAACUGACAGAUCACUGGAUCAAUAGUACUUUGAUGUGUUACCUCCCUCCAUUCACUGGCUCUGAUUUUUCUGGUGCAUUCAGGAGUGAUGAGGAUCUGAAAGCUAUGGAUGAUGAUUUAAGAAAAUGGAGAGAGAAAAGCCUUGAGGCAUACCAAGCUCAGGCUACUUGUAUGGUGAGAAUGCAGCAUGAAAUAAAGACUCUGAAAGCUGUGGUGGACACACAAGAAGAAGCCAUUAAGACCCUGACAAGCGCUAAAGAACGAAUUGAAAAGGAGAAAUAUAAAUUGGAAAAAGAACUACUUGCUUACAAGGUGAGGGUAAAAGAUGGUAUCUUAACAGAUGAAGACUCUGAUGGUGAUGAUGACUUAUAUGAAGCACUUGCUCAAAUGCUUAGCAAAAAACACGUCACUGACAUCGAGAUGGACUUGGACCUGGAUGCGAUUUCCCAUGGAGACUUUCGUGACGUGCCUCAAGAGGAUGAAGAGUUAGUUUCCUCGUUUAUCACAAGUCGCAGUGAGAAACACCUUGUACAUCAGAUCAAACGUAGCUUAAUGGCCACCAAACACUACACUGAUAUCACAGUUAACAGUGUGAGGAAGGUCGAGUCCUGCCACGUAGCUUUUAUGGAAACUGGUUUUGAUUCCAGAACUCAGCGACUUGGCGACCCUGUAAUCUGUACUCAGCUGUACUUCUGUGGAGGCGGCAAUGAUGAACAAAUCGAAAAAAUCAUGAAACGAGGAUUUAGCAAAGAAGACUUCACUCGUGGUCCGUAUGGCAAAGGUUUAUAUUUUUCCAUGCAAGCCAGUCAAGCGGCGGCAUUUUCAGCGGUGAAGUACUUUUUGUCGUGUAUUUCUAAAUGAAGUUUAUUGAAACUGAAAAUGAAUUUUCCCUCCGCCUAGAAGACUAAAGCCUGGUUUUCAUUAGCGACGCAAGCACAAA